CACCUUUAUGAGUACUUUGAGAGAAGAUUCGGACAGAUACAAAUGAUUCAUAGAAGGAAACGGCCACAGUCAGCACAUUCAAGUGUUUCCUCGACAGUCAGAAGUAAGAAGAAGCAUGAGGAAGAUGUGCUUUAUAAAGUAGCUGUUAUAACCGCAGAUAAAAACAACGCAGGCACAGACGCCAAGGUUUUUCUGACAGUGAAGGGUCUUAGGGGUAAAAUUCCAAAAACCAGACUGACUAAGAAAGCUGGCUCAGUCAAAAAGAACAGCAAAGUAGCCUUCCGAUUUGCCAAAGGCAGCACUCAUCUGUUUAAGAUCAGAGGUCCUGAAAUUGGAGAUAUCAAGUCAAUAGUUAUUGAGACUGAUGGCAUACAGAAGGAGCAAGCAUGGUUCCUACAGGAAGUAGAAAUCACCAAUGUUAAGAGGAAGAAAAGCUGGACAUUUGUUUGUAAUAAUUGGCUGUCUCUGCAUCAUGUGGACCAACAGACAUCAAGGGAGUUAUUCCCAAAUAUCUCCUCUAAAACAGACUAUGAGAUUGUCACGGUGACAGGAGAUAAGAAAGGAGCAGCCACAAAUGCCAAUGUAUAUAUCACCAUUGAGGGUCGGUCAGGGGUCACUCCCAAAAUUCACCUCAAAGAUUUCACACGGACCAACUUCAGGCAAAAUUCCAGUGACACUUUCAAAGUUAGAGCUAACUGUGUGGGCCCUAUGAAGAAAAUUAAAAUUGAACAUGACAAUACAGGGCUGGGUGCUGGCUGGUACUUAGAGAGGGUUGUGAUAACAGAUUUAAAUCACACUAAAUGGAAGUAUUACUUUCCCUGUGGUAUGUGGCUUGCCAGAGAUGAGGGGGAUGGGGCCAUUUCCAGAUACCUCAUCGGUAGCAAGGAUCCAUUCGCUAUCAGAAAAGACAGCAAAUACAAGGUAACAGUGUACACGGGUGAUAAGAAGGGGGCGGGUACCGACGCUAAUGUCGUUAUCAAUAUAUUUGGAGAAAAUGGCGAAUCAGGAGAGAUCAAACUGGACAAUGCCAAAAACAAUUUUGAAAGAAACUGCAAGGAUGAGUUUACGGUGAAGUGCCCAUGUCUAGGUCGUAUUACAAGGUUAAGAAUCGGACAUGACAACACAGGCUUUGGGCCUGGCUGGUACCUGGAUAAGGUAAUUAUUGAUGACUGUGACAACAUGAUAGUGUACGAGUUCCCCUGCGGUAAAUGGUUUGCCGAUGAUGAAGAUGACGGUGCUUUAUUCCGAGACCUCAUUCCAGGGGUUGGAGCCACAAGCUCUUAUGGAGGGGUACCAUAUGUAAUCACUGUCUCUACGGGUGAUAAGAAGAAUGCUGGAACCAAUGCCAGGGUUUUCAUCAUGAUGAAUGGGGGACCCAACAAGGAAUCCACUGGUAAAAUCUGGCUAGAUAAUGGAAGCUUUGAGAGAGACAGGUCAGAGAUCUUCAACAUUAACCUCCAGGCCCUGGUGAGUCCUGUCCAGAGUUUGGAGGUGGGUCACGAUAAUAGUGGAGUGGGGGCGGGGUGGUACCUGGAACAGAUCAUUGUGUACUGCCCCACCACCGGCAUAGAACAGGUCUUCCCAUGUAAACAAUGGCUGGCCGUUGACAGCGAGGAUGGGCAGAUUCAGAGGACACUGUUUGAACAGAAGGCAAUGAGGCAGAAGAAAGAAAAAAGAGUCCAUUGGCACCUGUGGGUUAAGACCAGUGAUGAGAGUUUGUCUGGGACGGACGCUCGCGUGUUUUUCUGUCUGUACGGUACCAAGGGUAAAACAGACGAGGUGGAGCUGGACAAUAAGAGUGAUGUGUUUGAGCAGGGGAACACUGACGAGUUUGAUAUACACGUGUCUGACGUCGGCAAACCGUACAAAGUGAGGGUGUUCCACGACGACACGCGUCUGAUGUCAGGAUGGAAACUAGACCAGAUUGAGAUGGAGAACAUUGCCAGUAAGGAGAGGUACAUCUUUAAGUGUGGCAAGUGGCUGGCCGUGGACGAGGGAGACCACUCCACCGUCAGGGAGAUGCCAGCCGAGGGACCCCUCAUCAAAAAACCUCUAGCAUUGGUUAAAUACACACUAGAGGUUUACACAGGGAAGAAGUCCAGGGCAGGGACAGAUGCCAAUGUGUUUAUUUGUAUUUUUGGGGAACUUGGAGACACAGGAAGACGAUGGCUGACACAUUCCUCCACUAACAUUAACAAGUUUGAGAAAGGACAGUGUGAUAUUUUUGAAAUUGAGGCUGUGACCUUGGAGAAAAUAAAGAAAAUAGAAGUAGGGCAUGAUGGGAAGGGUUUAGGGGCAGGCUGGUACCUAGAAAAAGUUGUCAUCAAGCGGGCAGAUAAACCAAAAUAUGAUGUCAGCAUCGACUGUAGCUCAUGGUUGGCAUCAGAUGAGGAAUCAGGACAUAUUGUGAAGGAGUUCUUAGUAUCAGGGUCCCAGUUACUGGGAAAGACCACGUACAACGUGUAUGUGAAGACGGGAGAUGUGCCACAGGCAGGAACUGAUGCCAAUGUCUUUCUCAAAAUAUUUGGAGAAAAGGGAGACACAGGAACCUUGAAGCUGGAAAAUGCUGAAUCUACCUCAAACAAGUUUGAGAGAAAUCGAACUGAUCACUUCAUUCUUAAUGCUGAAGAUAUUGGAAAGAUCAAGAGAAUCCGAGUUGGACAUGACGGAGCCAACUUUGGCUCGGGUUGGUUUUUAGAUGAGGUUCGUAUCGACAUCCCCUCCCAUGGACAGCAGUAUGUGUUCGCGUGUCACCGCUGGCUGGACAAAAACGAAGGGGAUGGAGAGAUUGAAGUAGAACUGGAACCAUCCUUCAAAGAGGAUAGAGAGAAGACACCAGACAACACAGUGAAUGUUGACUGUAUUGAGGAUGGAAUUCCGUAUGAAGUGACGGUGUGGACCAGUGAUAGAUCUAAGGCUGGCACUGACGCUAAUGUUUUCCUACAGAUGUAUGGGACAGAGGGCAAAACGGACGAGAUAGUGCUCAAUAAUAGGUCUGAUAAUUUUGAACGUGGAAUGAAGGAGAAGUUUAAGAUUGAGCAAAAAGACAUUGGGGAUCUGCUGAAGAUAAGAAUUGGACAUGAUGGUAAAGGAUUUGGAGCUGGCUGGCACUUGGAUAAGUUGCUGAUCCAGAGAAAGCCAAAGGCAGGAACCAAGAAGAGGUCAAAGUCCAGCAAGUCUUCUGGGGCUAAUGCAGCGUACGAGAGGAGACAGUCCCUGAUUCAACAGAACGAGGAUCAGGACUCUGACAGCAGUUCAUCCUCCUCCCCCACCCCCAGGCGCAAGAGAAGCCUCAGGAAGAAGCCGGAUCUGAAGACAGUAGAAGAAGAAGAAGACGUUUACGAUGGAGAAGAGACCAUUGAUUAUUGGUUCUUUGUCGAUAGGUGGUUUGCAACUGAUGAAGACGACAAACAGAUCGUCAGGGAAUUUGUCCCAACGGACAAAGAUGGAAGACCUCUUAAAAAGGCCCUUGAUGAUGUGGAAUACAUAGUGAGAGUAUACACUGGUAAAGUCAGUGGUGCAGGUACGGAUGCUAACGUGUUUGUGACUCUGUUUGGCAGCUAUAAAGACAAUCCUAUUGACUCAGGAGAAAGACAGCUCAAAAAUAGCAGCACAAAUAUGAACAAAUUUGAGUCUGGACAGGAGGACAUCUUCACGAUAAAGGCUGUGGAACUUGGAGCGCUGACUAAGUGUCGUAUCCGCCAUGACAACUCUGGUCUGGUGGGGGCAGCGUGGUUCUUAGACAGAGUAGAGGUUGAGGAUACCAAGAAUAAGAAAACGUACUACUUCCUGUGUCAGCGCUGGCUGGCAACAAGUAAAGAUGAUGGACAGAUCUGUAGGGAGCUGGUUCCUGUAGACAAGUCAGUGCUGAAGAAGAUGGAGAGACAAGACUCUGCAAGAAUGGAGGUCGCCCUGGAAACUAAAGCUGCCCUGACAACCUACCAUGUUCAUGUGAUUACUGGUAAAGAGUUUGGAUCUGGUACAAAUGCCAAUGUAUUCAUCAAACUCUAUGGUGACAAAGACCAAACAGACAAGAUUCCUCUGAAGUCCUCUCUGACGCAUUCUGACAAGUUUGAGGCAGGACAUGAUGAUGAGUUUGUGUUAGAAGUUGUCAACAUUGGAGAACUUAAAAAAAUUAUUAUUAGUCAUGAUGACUCAGGUUUCCGCUCAGAUUGGUUCCUGGACAAAGUCGUCAUUGAUUGUCCAUCUCUUGGGAAGUCCUGGACCUUCCCCUGUAACAGGUGGCUGGCUAAAGGAAAAGAUGACGGGAAAAUCGAACGAGAACUGUUUCCUCAGGACCUGGAAACAGAGGAAUAUAUCCCAUGUAUCCCAUAUGAAAUUAAAACAUUCACCAGUGACAAGUCAGGGGCUGAUACUAGUGCUGAUGUUUAUGUUCAGCUGUUUGGUAAAGACAUGCAGUGUACUCAACAGAAAUCACUGUGUACCAAACAAGAGAGGGCUGGAAAGUUCAAAAAGGGUCAAGUGGACGUUUUUGUGGUUGAGCUGGAAGAUGUAGGGGAGAUAACCAAGUUACGUAUUGGCCAUGACAAUGCUGGUCUGUUUGCUGGUUGGCACCUGGAGAAAGUGGAAGUUAGAACACUGAACGAUUCUUCUGGCAAGGGCUCUAAACUCUAUGUCUUCCCCUGUAACCGAUGGCUGGCUAGAGAUGAAGACGACAAGGAAAUCGUACGGGAAUUGGUACCAGACAAAAUCAUCAAGGAAACAGUACGCAAGGACGGGGAAGUGGAAAAGAAAGAGGUCAAGGUCAAAAACAAACUUGAAGUGAAGCAGUAUACAGUUAACGUUCACACGGGAGAUAAGUUCAGUGCUGGAACUGACGCCAAUGUCUUCAUUAACAUUUAUGGAGAGCUUGGAAACACAGGAGAAAGGAAGCUAGCCAAUUCUGAAACUCACAUGGACAAGUUUGAGAGAAACCAUACUGAUGUAUUCAAGUUAGAGGCAGCAGACUUAGGUAAAAUCUACAGAAUAAAGAUUUGGCAUGACAAUAAAAACAUCAAUCCCUCAUGGUACCUUGAUUAUGUGGAGGUGAUAGAUACAGCCGACAAAAACAAAUCCUACAUGUUCCACUGUGAGCGAUGGCUCUCAAAAUCAAAGGACGACUGCAAGACAGAGAGGUCACUAUAUGUCAAGGGUUAUGAUGGUGAGAUGGGAUCUAGUACUGGUACAUUGAGGUCCACUAGAUUUGGGGGGUCAGUCGCCAGUUUGGAGUCCAGCGGUGACCUCUUCUCCAAGAGCCCCAGAGUCAAACGCAAGCAGCUGAUGCAGGAAGAGGAAAUGGACAAUAUGUCUAGACUGGAACAAAUCCCAUACAGUGUAAAGAUCUGGACGGGAGAGGGUGAAGACAAUGGUACAGAUGCCAAUGUAUGGAUAGUUAUCUAUGGAAUAAAGAAAUUACACACAGGAACUCAGUUCCUGGAGUUCGCUCAGACUGGGGACAAAUUUGACCCUGGUUCUGUAAAGACUUUCUCAUUUGAUGCUCCAGAUGUCAACGAAGUCAAGAAAAUUAAACUUGGUCAUGAUGGUACCUCCCCUGGCAGUGGGUGGUUUGUGAAGCAGGUCAGUAUAGACAUGCCCACCAAGGGAAAGAACUUCCUUUUCAGCUGCGGACAGUGGCUGGCCCGGGACAGGAGCGAUGGUAAAACGGAGAGGACGUUUAGUCUGGACGAGGGGCUGAGUACCAUUACAUCCUACAGACCAAAGGUGACGUAUGAGUGUACAGUGUUGACAGGGGAUGUAGAGAACGCUGGAACAGACAUGAAGAUCAUGCUCUCAGCCUCCGGGGACAAAGGAACCACAACUCCUGUAGAGCUGGAAAAAGCCUCGGACAGAUUCGAAAGAGCAAGGGAAGACAACCUCAGGCUUGAGUUAGAAGAUGUUGGUUCCCUGAAGAAAAUCCGUGUGGAGACGUCAGCCAGCGGAAGCCGACAGAGCUGGUACUUAGAGAGGAUUGACUUGUUCAACACAGCAACGGGGGUGAAGUACAGAUUCGAGUGUAAUCAGUGGUUUGGUAAAAAGAGUGAAGACAAGAAAUACUGGAGAGACAUCCCAGCCAUGAAACGAGGCAAAGAAGUCAUCUCCCGAACAACAUACAAGAUUUCUGUAAAAACUUCCAAUGUGCCUGGAGCUGGCACUGAUGCCAAUGUUUACGUCAUUUUGUUCGGAUCUAAUGGUGACACAGGAGAGCUCCACUUGAAGAAGUCCGAGACAAACAAGAGUCCAUUUGAGAAUGACCAACUGGAUGUGUUUACCUUUAAUGAUAUGCUCAGUAUAGGAGAGAUGUCCAAGUGUCGUGUGUGGCAUGACAAUAAAGGUUUUGGUGCAGCCUGGCAUUUAGACUUUAUAGAAGCAGAGGACAUGUCUACACGGAAGAAGUACACAUUCCACUGUGGAAGAUGGCUGUCUAAAAAGGAAGAUGAUAAACAGAUAGUCAGGGAACUGACCUGUGCUGCACGACCCUUAACCCCAGGGUCACAGGAUGAAACAGUUUAUGAAAUUGAGGUGAAAACUGCUGACAAAGACAAGGCCAGCACAGUACACAAUGGCUGGCUGAUCAUCAAAGGCAAAAAAGGAGAGACAAAAAUGAAAAUGAAGAACAGUGCUCGAGACAAAAUACUCAGAAGAGGUGACACAAACACCUUCAGCCACAGCUGUAAGAAUCUGGGUAAAAUCCAGCAGGUGACGGUCGGGGCGUACGAACGAGAGGACAAACCUCUACAGGACCUGGAAGGGAAGGACGCCAUGUGGUACUGCUACCAGGUGGCCAUCACGGACACCAGCACGGGGGACAAGUACCUGUUCCCCUGUAAGGACUGGAUUCAGAUAGGGCCCUCCCCCUUCAAGAGGAACAUGGGCAAAGAACUGGAGCUGAAGGACGUAGAACAGAGCCAGGUGUCUGUUGUCAGAAGUCUUGCUUCAGUGAAAUACCAGAUAAUUGUGUACACUGGUGAUGUGUUUGGUGCAGGAACCAAUGCGAAUGUCUACAUUACAAUAUACGGAGCUAACGGAGAUUCCGGGAAACGUCCCUUGGAACAAAGCUGGAGGGAUCUGUUCGAGCGCAACCAGAUAGACAAAUUUGAGAUUGAAUGCUUAGACUUAGGUGAAAUUGAAAAAGUGAGAAUUGAACAUGACAACAAAAACUUCCGUCCCGCCUGGUUCUUGGACAAGAUUGAGAUAAUUAAUCUGGGAACUAACGAGAAGAAAACCUUCCCCUGUAAACAAUGGUUAGACAAAGACAAAGGAGAUGGAGCUAUAUCCAGGGAGUUACUGCCCGUGGACUAGAGAAGCAGUGGUUACCCUUGUAAAACACAUCUUACGCAAACUGUUAUGUAUAUAAACUCUACAACUGAAGUCGAGAUUUUAAAAAUUUGUAAACUUAUGUCUUACAAAGAGUAUACUAACCCCAAAAUUGCUGAAAACCUCUAAACUCAGACUGCAGCUGUAAUUUA
This is a messenger RNA of Saccostrea cuccullata (small rock oyster), 7466 nucleotides long. Its product is annotated as lipoxygenase homology domain-containing protein 1-like. The transcript has 45 exons. The coding region runs from base 43 to 7299 and encodes 2418 amino acids. Gene Ontology annotation, molecular function: protein binding. The record is from RefSeq and is a predicted model, not a curated record. Lineage: Eukaryota; Metazoa; Mollusca; Bivalvia; Ostreida; Ostreidae.